Knipowitschia caucasica is the source of this 2493-nucleotide messenger RNA. NCBI's taxonomy places the organism in Eukaryota, Metazoa, Chordata, Actinopteri, Gobiiformes, Gobiidae. The record is from the annotation of a GenBank genome assembly.
AUGUCCCACAGCCGCAAACUGACAGAGAACCUCACAGAGAACCUCACAGAGAACCUCACAGAGAACCACACAGAGAACCACACAGAGAACCUGACAGAGAACCUCACAGAGAACCUCACAGAGAACCACACAGAGAACCACACAGAGAACCUGACAGAGAACCUCACAGAGAACCACACAGAGAACCUGACAGAGAACCUCACAGAGAACCUCACAGAGAACCUCAGAGAGAACCUGACAGAGAACCUGACAGAGAACCACACAGAGAACCUCACAGAGAACCUCAAAGAGAACCACACAGAGAACCUCACAAAGAACCUCACAGAGAACCUCACAGAGAACCACACAGAGAACCACACAGAGAACCUCACAGAGAACCUCACAGAGAACCUCACAGAGAACCACACAGAGAACCACACAGAGAACCUCACAGAGAACCUCACAGAGAACCUGACAGAGAACCUGACAGAGAACCUGACAGAGAACCUCACAGAGAACCACACAGAGAACCUGACAGAGAACCACACAGAGAACCACACAGAGAACCUGACAGAGAACCUCACAGAGAACCACACAGAGAACCUGACAGAGAACCUCACAGAGAACCACACAGAGAACCUCACAGAGAACCACACAGAGAACCACACAGAGAACCUCACAGAGAACCACACAGAGAACCUGACAGAGAACCACACAGAGAACCUGACAGAGAACCUCACAGAGAACCACACAGAGAACCUGACAGAGAACCUGACAGAGAACCUCACAAAGAACCUGACAGAGAACCACACAGAGAACCUGACAGAGAACCUCACAGAGAACCACACAGAGAACCUGACAGAGAACCUGACAGAGAACCUCACAGAGAACCACACAGAGAACCUCACAGAGAACCUGACAGAGAACCUGACAGAGAACCUGACAGAGAACCACACAGAGAACCACACAGAGAACCACACAGAGAACCACACAGAGAACCUCACAGAGAACCACACAGAGAACCUGACAGAGAACCACACAGAGAACCUGACAGAGAACCUGACAGAGAACCUGACAGAGAACCUCACAGAGAACCACACAGAGAACCUGACAAAGAACCUCACAGAGAACCACACAGAGAACCACACAGAGAACCUCACAGAGAACCUCACAGAGAACCUGACAGAGAACCUCACAGAGAACCACACAGAGAACCACACAGAGAACCUGACAGAGAACCUCACAGAGAACCACACAGAGAACCUCACAGAGAACCUCACAGAGAACCUGACAGAGAACCUGACAGAGAACCACACAGAGAACCUGACAGAGAAUGUGACAGAGAACCUCACAGAGAACCACACAGAGAACCUGACAGAGAACCUCACAGAGAACCACACAGAGAACCACACAGAGAACCUCACAGAGAACCACCCAGAGAACCUCACAGAGAACCUCAGAGAGAACCUGACAGAGAACCUGACAGAGAACCACACAGAGAACCUCACAGAGAACCUGACAGAGAACCUCACAGAGAACCACACAGAGAACCACACAGAGAACCUCACAGAGAAUCUCACAGAGAACCACACAGAGAACCUGACAGAGAACCACACAGAGAACCACACAGAGAACCUGACAGAGAACCUCACAGAGAACCACACAGAGAACCUGACAGAGAACCUCACAGAGAACCUCACAGAGAACCACACAGAGAACCUCACAGAGAACCACACAGAGAACCUGACAGAGAACCACACAGAGAACCUGACAGAGAACCUCACAGAGAACCACACAGAGAACCUGACAGAGAACCUGACAGAGAACCUCACAGAGAACCUGACAGAGAACCACACAGAGAACCUGACAGAGAACCUCACAGAGAACCACACAGAGAACCUGACAGAGAACCUGACAGAGAACCUGACAGAGAACCUCACAGAGAACCACACAGAGAACCACAGAGAGAACCUGACAGAGAACCUCACAGAGAACCACACAGAGAACCUCACAGAGAACCUGACAGAGAACCUGACAGAGAACCUGACAGAGAACCUGACAGAGAACCACACAGAGAACCACACAGAGAACCUCACAGAGAACCACACAGAGAACCUGACAGAGAACCACACAGAGAACCACACAGAGAACCUGACAGAGAACCUGACAGAGAACCUGACAGAGAACCUCACAGAGAACCACACAGAGAACCUGACAGAGAACCUCACAGAGAACCACACAGAGAACCUCACAGAGAACCUCACAGAGAACCUGACAGAGAACCUCACAGAGAACCACACAGAGAACCACACAGAGAACCUGACAGAGAACCACACAGAGAACCUGACAGAGAACCACACAGAGAACCUCACAGAGAACCUGACAGAGAACCACACAGAGAACCUCACAGAGAACCACACAGAGAACCUCACAGAGAACCACACAGAGAACCUCACAGAGAACCACACAGAGAACCACACAGAGAACCUGACAGAGAACCUACAGCUUUCAUAA